GAGAACUAGUCCCUGCGGCGGAGGAGGAGCGGUGACGCACUCUGCGGAGCCGUCUGCCCUUCUGACGUCAGCGCGGUGCGUGAAUCUGAUUGGUCCUCAGCGACCCCUGGGCGUCCGAGGAGAUCGCGACUGUAAAAAACGCAGAAAAAAAAAAAACAGAAGACCGUAAAAACUCCCGACAAAUGACUGUUUACCACGGAUGGUUAUGGCAGCAGUUGGACGUCGUAGCUGGUUUGCUCUCCCUCAGUAGCCGGUUCGGAGAAAAGCAGAGGCACAAAUCUCUGAGGAUUAACGCAGAGGCGGGGUGGGAAAAAAUAGAAUAACCGGAUUACCCACUCGCUGAGAAAAGGGAAAACAAGCGACGCUUCGUGGACAUUUCUCCGUCUACCGAGGAUGAGGUGACCGCCAGGGAACGGAGGAAAAGUGAUCAUAGUCGAAGUUGGAUACGGGGGAGGAAACGGACUCUGGUGCUGGGUGGAUAUUUAGAUGAUGUCGUGUAAACUUUGGCGUUUUAACGCGGCGCUGUAGGAGCCGGAUUUCAGGCAGAAAAGGGCAAAUUCUCCUCUGGGUAAACCUCGUAUAGUUGAACCAGAGCCCGAUCGUGAUUCGGUUCACCGGGUAUUAACACCAAGAAGAUCGGUUACUGGUGCCGAUGCCAACGGCAGACUGCAGGUUGCUCCAUCAUGGCCGGAUCAUGAGGUGUCUGACUUAUCUACUCCUACUUCCAGAAACGCUGAAAAAGUCCAAGAAGGUCGGCAGGCUCCCGGGCAGGCUGCCGGUAUGUUAUGAGAUCCUGACUCUGUCCCUGACGAGCAAGAAGCAGCAGCAGAAGAAGAUGGCUGCGGAGUUGUACCCCGCCGCCAACACCAACAACACCAACCUGGCCAACGGCACUACGGUGGCGGACACCGAGAAGACGAAGAAGGUGCAGGUGUGCCAGGCCAGCUGCAGCAGCACGGCGACCACCCCGACCACCCAGCAAAACAUCAACAACAACAACGUAGACCCACCCAGCUGGCAGUGCAGCCACCCCACACUGAGAGAGAGGAACGCCUUGAUGUUUAACAAUGAGCUGAUGGCUGAUGUCCACUUCAUUGUUGGCCCCUUGGGGGCAUCGCAGAGGGUUCCAGCACACAAGUAUGUGCUGGCCGUGGGAAGCUCCGUCUUCUGUGCCAUGUUUUACGGCGAUCUGGCAGAGGAGGAGUCUGAGAUCCAUAUCCCAGAUGUGGAACCUGCUGCUUUUCUAAUUCUGCUGAAGUACUUGUACAGUGAUGAGAUUGACCUGGAGGCAGACACGGUGCUGGCCACCCUGUAUGCUGCCAAGAAGUACAUUGUCCCUGCACUGGCCAAGGCCUGCGUCACCUUCCUGGAAACUAGCCUGGAGGCCAAGAACGCCUGCGUGUUGCUCUCCCAGAGCCGCCUGUUCGAGGAGCCCGAGCUGACGCAGCGUUGCUGGGAGGUCAUCGACGCUCAGGCUGAGCUUGCGCUGUGCUCCGAGGGCUUCUGUGAGAUCGACCUGCAGACGCUGGAGAUCAUCCUGAGGAGGGAGACACUCAACACCAAGGAGGUGGUGGUGUUUGAGGCCGUUAUGAACUGGGCCACAGCUGAGUGCAACAGACAAGGUUUGGGUCCCACCACCCGCAACAGGAGAGAAGUCCUGGGCAAGGCUCUGUUCUUAGUGCGCAUCCCCACCAUGAGCCUGGAGGAGUUUGCUAACGGGGCAGCACAGUCCGAUAUCCUGACUCUGGAGGAGACGCACAACGUGUUCCUGUGGUACACGGCAGCUAAGAAACCCCAGCUGGACUUCCCUCUGACUGCGAGGAAGGGUCUGGCACCUCAGAGGUGCCACCGUUUCCAGUCCUCGGCCUAUCGGAGCAAUCAGUGGCGCUACCGCGGCCGGUGCGACAGCAUCCAGUUUGCGGUGGACAAGAGGAUCUUUAUCGCCGGUUUGGGACUGUACGGGUCAAGCGGCAGCAAAGCCGAGUACAGUGUCAAAAUUGAACUCAAGAGACAAGGGGUGAUCCUGGCGCAGAACCUGACAAAGUUUGUGUCGGACGGGUCGAGCAGUACAUUUUCGGUGUGGUUCGAGCAUCCUGUUCAGGUAGAGCAGGACGCAUUCUACACUGUAAGCGCCGUGCUGGACGGGAAUGAGCUGAGCUAUUUUGGCCAGGAGGGCAUGACGGAGGUGCAGUGCGGAAAGGUGACAUUUCAAUUCCAAUGCUCCUCCGACAGCACCAAUGGGACCGGAGUACAGGGAGGACAGAUCCCCGAGCUUGUGUUCUAUGCAUAAGCUGCUGUGGACCGUGGGUGGAGAAUCCAGCUGAUCGUCCCGGCCUUCGAAGUAAUGUAGCAGUAAAGACACUGAGUAAUGUCACACUAAAUGACCUGGUUAGUUCUUUGAGAGACUAUUUUAAAAGAGAAGGAGCCGUUUUAUCUUAUUUAAUUUAAUAUUUUUAUUUAAAUACUGGGUUAACAUUAUUUGCUCCGAUGCUGUGUUUGAGAGCUGCGGCUGCUGUAGAAACAACAUUAAUACAGUGAUUUGUGGUUAUGUAACCAAGCUGAGCUCCACAACUGGAACACACAGGAACUGCUUUGUGUAAUUGCAAGUCUAUAUACAAUGUUGUUGCUAUAGUCCAAGCAGUAAGAUUACACCAGGAGCAAACGUGAUGUAGUGGUAUGGUUCUAAAUGCAAAAAAGGAAAUCCUGUCAACAAGCAGUUGUUUUGCACUUCAGAGGACGGCCUGAGAAACACUGUCUCUUUUGUAAAGUCCAAUUUAACUGUUAACAGCUUGAUGCUGUUGAAGACCAGAUGUGUUCUGUACAAGAAUACUUAUUCACCUGACGACAAAACAUAAAGGUUAUAAUGUGAUUGAA
Messenger RNA from Monopterus albus (swamp eel), 2874 nucleotides. RefSeq names its product BTB/POZ domain-containing protein 6-B. Lineage: Eukaryota; Metazoa; Chordata; Actinopteri; Synbranchiformes; Synbranchidae. Gene Ontology annotation, biological process: neurogenesis. Bases 653 to 2290 code for a protein of 545 amino acids. Gene Ontology annotation, cellular component: cytosol. The record is from RefSeq and is a predicted model, not a curated record. Gene Ontology annotation, molecular function: protein binding. The transcript is spliced from 4 exons.